AUGCCUCCGAGGAAGGUCAACAACGCUUGCGCUAGAUGUCGGAAACAGAAGUUGAAGGCAGGUUACAGAUUAAAGCCCGCGGCGAGAUGCGAUAUCGAAAGACCAUGCCUGCUGUGCACUCGGGCUGGGGUCGAGUGCAUUGCUCCUCAAGCCCGAUCAUGGGCGGAGUAUACGCCAACCGAGUACUCUCGCCGACUCAGGCGGGGAGCCAAAACUGAAGGCCGGGGGAGGAAAUCGAGGCGCGAUACAAUCCAGGUCCAGCGGAGGGACGAGCCACCUCCGGAAGAGGCCACAUUGGCUACCGGCGGAACUGUAUCAGCUCCGCAUGAUAUCAGAGAUCUUGAGCCGUCGGAUCAGUAUGCCUUAGGGAAUUCAAGCUCCACUAUCAUGCUUGUCGAAGAGGUACGAUGGGUUGGUUUAGAGACCCGGGCUUUCCAACAGCAUGACUGUGCGUCACCUGAGAUGGCAGAAAAAUCAGCACUAUGCUAUAGUCAAGCUUCGAAAAGCCUAGAUUCUCAUGCUGAUACAGAAACGAGGAGACUCCCUCCGAUGAGCGUGUACUCUCGGAAUGGGCGUCCAAAAGUUUCGCAGGCCGCUAUUCGAGAACUAUCCAAGCUCCUUCCCAGCCGCGAGAUUUGUUACUUGCUCGUGGACAACUAUUUUGACAAGAUUCAUUGGUACAUGUUGCUCUUCCACCAGCAUAAAUUCAGAGGUGCUCUCGAUUCUCUCUAUCCGAACACUAGUUCUACUGCUCCGGCUACUGGUCAACAGGACGAGUCCACGGCAGGGUAUAUCAGUGUGCUUCUUGUUGUAUGCGCCUUGAGUCUUCGGUACACUAGUACCACACAACGAGAGCAACUGGCCAAGCACGGCGUGAAUGCAGAGUCUCUAAGGGAAUCGAUUCUGAACACUUUGAGGCUAAGGCUUCUUAAUAUUCUAUCCCUUGGGUCCUUAGAAGCAGUUCAGCUAUGCGUUCUCUUAGGGGGCUAUUAUCUCUACCAUGGCGAGCCAGAACUCGCUUGGCCCCUUUGUGGCUGUGCCCUCAGACUGGCCCAAGCACUUGAACUGCAUCGACGGCCUGUGCCUGGCAUGGCGUCCCAGCAUGAGACUGAAGUCAGAAAGCGCUGCUGGUGGGCUGUACACGAGAUCGAGACCUACUGCUCCAUGAUCUACGGCUUUCCACUUAACAUGUCCGAUAGCGAUUGCAAUACCGAGCCUCUCGACCCAAGUGAUCAAUGGUCUAUUGCAGCAGAUGGGCAGCCAUCAUCUUCUCGGCAGCCAACCCUCCUAGUUUACAAGUGUUCUAUGUCUGCUUUGUCGAAGAUUAUAAAGUCUGCACUGGAACAUCUUUAUAGAUCUCGACAGAAACAGCAAAGAUCUAGGAUCAGUGCUACUCAAAAUGAGACGCCCAUGAGAGUUCAGUUCAUAAGUAACAAAAUCAAGGCUUUAAAUACGGAGCUCGUGGAAUGGUACGAUGACCUCCCUCCCAAGCUUAAGAUGGGCAGGCUAUCGGGCCUACCGGUAUCAGAGGCCGGGGGGGAUCUGGCAAAUCCUACGCCAAGUCAUAUCUCCUUUGAUGAGAAGUUAUUCAAGCUACAAGCUCUCGCAUUGAAGCUAGCUUUUGAGAAUGCCAGGAUACUAAUCCACCGGCCACUUCUUUUACGAAAAGACGGCGAAAAGAGGCGAUCCCCCCCAUCAACUACGAUUCCAACAGCGCCAUCUUCACCAGAAAGCUUAUCGGCCUACAGCCGGACGUGCCACGAUGCAGCUCUUCAGAUAUCCUGGGCAGGACAGAGGCGUAUCUUUAGAGACGCCUCCACUACUUAUGCUCUAAACUUCAUUGCUUUGCAUCUUCUCACUGCUGGUGUCACGCUUGGUAUCAUGACAAGCUUGAAUCCUCUCAGUCAGGAAUCCUUUGAAGCUAAGCUGGGCAUUCGUCGGAUAAUGGAAAUGCAAGUCUCCUUGAAACCUGACUCCAUCGUGGCAGAUCAAGGACUUCAAAUUCUAAGGAAACUUUUCCUACUCGUCAUGAAGAAAGAAACACAUUCUAUGCUCGACUUCGGCCCACAGGGCCAGAGAGUGGAUGAGCGUGCGAGCGUGCAAGAAUCCCAGGAUAGAGAUAAUCUACCGACCGGUCUCGGCGUUUCAAGCGAAAAUCAGGUCCAAGCCAUCCAAUCUGGCGCCCAGUCUGGCCAUUUUCCCAUCGCAGAUCAGAGUUCCGAUAUGGACACUGGGUUCCAGCGCGACACGUCAACACAGUCUGUCCCGUAUGAACUUUGCCAACCGACCUCACAAUCUCCAAUAUCAGGAGCUAUGCUCGCUGUUGAACAAGCCGCGCUCGCCCUCUUCUUCCUGUACAACACAGCUUGGAAUCUGCCGCAGUUCGACCUUGUCAAUCACGAACCCGCCAUGACGACUAUUACGGGCCUGAAGCUGUCCCUCAGCCAUACGCCUGGCUCGUCGCCCCCCGAGAUUGUGGCUACGGUCACCAACGACAACGCAUUUCCCGUCUCAAUCUUGAAAUACGAGUCGCCGCUAGAUCCGCUUGUUCUGGCACUGGGAAAGCUGCAAUUAACCCCAGCUGGGGCGGAUGCACCCUUGGAUCUACCCAAGAUAGCCGUGCGCAGGGUGUGGCCUCCUACUCGGGACCAGCUCGUCACUCUGGAGCCUGGCCAGAGCCAACAGAAUCCUGUUCCUUUGCGAGAGCAAGUCGUGCCACCUAGUGAUUUGGUUGGGGAGGUAUCAAUAGAGCUCAAGGGAAGGUGGCAAGCGGUUUGGUCGAAGAGAAAGGAGGACAUUGACGACAGCUCCUUGGAGAAUCCUAACAUUAGUCCUGAGGUUGAACGUGGGGAAUACGCGACAGGCAAAGUCAAGGUUCACUUUUGA
Messenger RNA from Clonostachys byssicola, 2886 nucleotides. The record is from the annotation of a GenBank genome assembly. Lineage: Eukaryota; Fungi; Ascomycota; Sordariomycetes; Hypocreales; Bionectriaceae.